GAAGGUGAUCAAAGCCCACAGUCUGGUCCUCACCCUGCAGAGCGACGUGUUUGAGGAGCUGUUGCUCAGCCGCAACAACAGCGCUCUGGUUUUGACGGAAACACCAGAGUGUGCUGCUGUCUUUGACAAGUUUGUCAGCUUCAGUUAGAGGUUGGCUCUUUUACAGCACGGAAACUGCACCUCCCAUGAGGCGUAGCACCUGACAGGAAAGACAUCAUCACGUCGCUGGAACCCUCAGCUGUCAGACUUUGGCCACCCCGGCGAAGGUUUUGUUAGCAAAUUAACUCGAACUGCUCGUCUUUAUUAAAAGUUUAAAGUUGUGCACGCUGUUACUAGUCGUUCUUUGAGCUGGUUAUUUGCCCAGCAGGCUUGCAAUAAGGCACAUUGCCUACUUUUUUGUUUUUUUUAUCGCCGCUAGAUCUUUGCACCCGCGAAGCAGCUUUCCUGAGCGGGUAUAAGAGUAGAUGCAGGGAGGGAGGGAGAAAAAAAGGCAAAAGUCUUUGUGCUUCCCUUCCCCCUCAUCAAAGCAAAGAAGAAAUGUCUUUAUCUAAAGCAGGUAGGAAGAAGAACCUGGGGCCAAAGCUGCCCAAAGAUGCGUUUUCACCUCUGCCACCACAGGCUGCAGCGCCCCCUCGAGACCUUGACUCUAAAGCUUGUGUUACGAUCGGAGAUCGGAACUUUGUGGUGGAAGCUGAUGACUUGGAGCAGAUUGAAGAGCUGGGGAGGGGCGCCUAUGGAGUGGUGGACAAGAUGAAACAUGUACCCAGUGGCGUGAUCAUGGCUGUCAAGAGGAUUCGUGCCACUGUUAAUACUCUAGAGCAGAAGAGGCUUCUGAUGGACCUGGACAUUUCCAUGAGAACAGUGGACUGCUUCUAUACUGUGACUUUCUACGGUGCCCUUUUUAGAGAGGGAGAUGUUUGGAUCUGCAUGGAACUGAUGGACACGUCUUUGGACAAGUUCUAUAAAAAGGUUAUUCAGAAAGGCCAAACAAUUCCUGAGGACAUCUUGGGCAAGAUCACAGUAGCAAUUGUCAAGGCAUUGGAGCAUCUGCACCAUAACCUCUCAGUGAUACACAGAGAUGUGAAGCCCUCCAAUGUCCUGAUCAAUGCUCAGGGCCAAGUGAAAAUGUGCGACUUUGGCAUCAGCGGCCACCUGGUGGAUUCUGUGGCCAAAACAAUGGACGCAGGCUGCAAGCCUUACAUGGCGCCUGAGAGGAUCAACCCUGACCUCAACCAGCAGGGCUACAGUGUCAAAUCAGACAUCUGGAGUCUUGGCAUCACUAUGAUCGAGCUGGCCAUUUUGAAAUUUCCCUAUGACUCGUGGGGAACCCCGUUCCAGCAGCUCAAGCAGGUGGUGGAUGAGCCGUCUCCACAGCUGCCUGCAGAUCGCUUCUCCCCUGAGUUUGUAGACUUCAUCUCACAGUGCUUAAGAAAGAAGCCAGAUGAAAGACCAGCCUACAAAGAAUUGUUGAAACACCCAUUUUUCACCCUCCAUGACUCAAAAGAGACAGAUGUGGCCAACUUCGUCAAGGUCAUCCUGGAUGAUUGAUGAGCUUAUCCCAGGCUCCACCUAGUCAGUGUGGGCGGGACCUGUCAUCAGAAGAACCAAUGGUCCCACUCCCUCUAUGUUUCUUUUUAAAUAAGCAGAAAAAAAACUCACUGGAAUGAUGGACUCGCAUUCAUCCACACGAUGGGAGAGUAACUCAAAGACUGACAGCAGCUCUGGACAAGGAGAUUGGUGGUAACGUGAAGUUUUACAGUCAGCUGGAAAGGUUCCAUUCACUCCUCUAAGCUUCCUGUGCGAGCAUCUCCACCACCUGACAAAAUAUGAACUAAAUCAAAUUAGCUCUUUUAAUCAACACCCCCUCAUCCCAUCUUUCUUUUCAGAAUGACAGAGCCAGCCCAAUAUAUGUUUAUGAAAUGUUGAUGAAUUCCAUAUGCAAAAAAACAACUGUUAACUUGUUUGUUGCUGUGUUCUGAGAGCUAUAUUUGCAUAUUUGUUUGUUUUUAUUCUUCCUCAUAAUACAGAAUUUUUUUAGACUGUUUAUGAUUGACAAGUGUGAAUUUUACGAGACUCGAGCCUUCCUUGUCUACCUGCUUCUGUAGCCUGUGGGGGGCUCGGGCUGAGAGAAAACUGAAUAAAAAUGUCAGAGGGUCACCUUCCAGGUAGGAGGAGUCAUUCCUGGAGCACUCGGUGGUGUGAAUGUAAAGCAUCCCAUAUCGACUUCGAUCAGAGGCAGUGACCGCUCUGUAUUCUUCGUCUUUCUCGGGUAUCAAAGAGUCAGCUCCAGUGUUGUGAUUGUUACUACCUGGAAGUAUUCAGGGUUUGCAUAAUCAGGCUUAAAGCUUUAUCUCUUUCUACGUGUCACUUUGCAAGUUGUUCUCAUAAAAAACUACAUUAAUUGUUAUUUGGGUUUUUUUGAGUUUUUCUUCCGGUUUGGAUUUUAUUUAAUCAAUAUUUCAAUGUUUUCUCUGCCUGUGCCCAUCUUUUGAAAUCUACAGUCAGUGUAGUCUUUUUGGAAGCGGCACUUGUGUUUUUUUGUGUUUGAUUGUUUCAGAGAGCAUGUUAUGCAUUACAGAGAGGAUGUGUUAGGGAAAUAAUUUAUAUGCUGAAGAUGUAAAUAUUAUUUCCUAUUUUUUAUUGUAACAUGACACUGUUCAAACCUGUCACAGUGUAGCUGAACGGUAGUUGUUUGUGUUGGUUACUUUGAAUGCAACGUGAUGGAUAAACACAGACCGUAGGUUUAUGGCCAGCUGAAUAUCAUACAUUUUAUAGGACUGAUGUGCUGUCAAACUCCACUGCUCAGGUUUUCUGUGCUCUCCCAUUCAGUAUGCAGAGAUGACCUUGUUUAGCAGGCAUUAGUCAGACCAUACAUACUAUGCAGAGGCAGUUUUCUUACUCUGAAUGUUCAGAAACCAAUGAUUAAAGUACGAUGGAUGUCUGUGCAUCGUCUCCCUGGUUUGCUACUUUUUUGAAAAUUGAAAACCAGAGAGGUGUUUUUGUGAUUUUUUAAUUAUUUUUUUUAAGGGAAAUCUAGCAACACCUCAAAAGCUGCUGUUCUUUAACUUUCUGCCCCAUCAGUUGGCCUUUAGAUGGCCAGUCCCUUUAAGUAUAAAAGUAUUUUUUUAUUUUUGUUUUUUACACUGAUCACAGUAAGAAUGGAACACUUGCUCUACCUCUUACUCUUUCACUCUGUUUGCCACCUUUUCACUGGGUGGCACUGAAAAACUUGAACUAUGGAAAGACAAAAAAAAAUAAAGGCUUUAUUGUUCAGUAAA
Molecule: messenger RNA, 3278 nt
Organism: Girardinichthys multiradiatus
Lineage: Eukaryota; Metazoa; Chordata; Actinopteri; Cyprinodontiformes; Goodeidae
Product: dual specificity mitogen-activated protein kinase kinase 6-like
Exons: 13
Coding region: 538-1548 (336 amino acids)
Biological process (GO): MAPK cascade; protein phosphorylation
Molecular function (GO): MAP kinase kinase activity; ATP binding
Source: RefSeq, a predicted model, not a curated record